Molecule: messenger RNA, 2589 nt
Organism: Myotis lucifugus (little brown bat)
Lineage: Eukaryota; Metazoa; Chordata; Mammalia; Chiroptera; Vespertilionidae
Gene: SLC26A7
Product: solute carrier family 26 member 7
Exons: 20
Coding region: 315-2297 (660 amino acids)
Biological process (GO): transmembrane transport
Cellular component (GO): membrane
Molecular function (GO): chloride transmembrane transporter activity; bicarbonate transmembrane transporter activity; oxalate transmembrane transporter activity
Source: RefSeq, a predicted model, not a curated record
GGAAAUCAGAAGUUUCAUGGAAGAGGACUGAGCCCUCUGGAAAUUUUAUCUUUUUGCAUAGCUUAUAGGGAGGGAGCAGCUAGCUGAAUGCUUCCUGUUUUCAUUAACGUGACCCAGCCUACUUACAACACAUGCCCAGAACUGCAUUAGUCAUGGGAUUGGAGCCAAACAUUUAAGACUGCAGAGCAUAUACGAGAAUUUACUGCUUUGACAUUGAAAACCACGGAAGAAUUGGAGCCUUGCAUUGAAAGGAGUUGUUCUGCAGCACUUUUUUUCUUGUCUAAAGUUUACUUCUGCAAGAGAACAUCUGAAAAAUGACAGGGGCAAAGAGGAAAAAGAAAAGUGUGCUCUGGAGCAAGGUGAAGGCUCCCCAUUGUGAGGGCUUUAAACAGUGGUGUAGAAGACGGCUACCGAUUUUGGAAUGGGCAUUACAUUACAAUCUGAAAGAAAACUUACUUCCAGAUACUGUGUCUGGGAUCAUGUUGGCAGUUCAACAGGUGACACAAGGGUUGGCCUUUGCCAUUCUCUCAUCUGUGCACCCAGUGUUCGGUUUAUAUGGGUCUUUUUUUCCUGCCAUCAUUUAUGCCAUCUUUGGAAUGGGAAGUCACGUUGCCACAGGCACUUGUGCCUUGACAUCCUUAAUAUCAGCCAAUGCAGUGGAACGGCUUGUCCCUUCGAGUAGCCAGAACCUCACCAAACAAAGUAACACAAGCAUCCUGGGCUUAUCUGACUUUGAGAUGGAAAGGAUUGGUAUCGCUGCAUCCGUUUCCUUCUUGGGAGGUGUGAUUCAGGUGGCCAUGUUUGCCCUACAACUGGGCGGUGCUACGUUCCUGCUCACGGAGCCUGUGAUCAGCGCAAUGACAACUGGGGCUGCCACAAAUGUUUUGACUUCACAAGUCAAGCAUCUCUUGGGAAUGAAAAUACCUUACAUAUCCAGGCCACUUGGAUUAUUUUAUCUCUACACAUAUGUCUUUGAGAACAUCAAGUCUGUUCGCCUGGAGGCCCUGCUCUUAUCCUUGCUGAGCAUUGUGGUGCUUGUGAUAGUGAAAGAGUUAAAUGAGCAGUUUAAAAAGAAAAUUAAAGCCGUCCUUCCUGUCGAUUUGGUUUUGGUUAUUGCUGCAUCAUUUGCUUGUUAUUAUACCGAUAUGGAAAAUACAUAUGGAUUAGACGUACUUGGUCAUAUUCCAAAAGGAAUUCCUUUGCCUAGACCUCCCUCCAUGCAUGUCCUCUCUGCAGUAAUCACAGAAGCUUUUGGAGUAGCACUUGUGGGCUAUGCGGCCUCCCUGGCUCUUGCUCAAGAAUGUGCCAAAAAAUUCAAAUAUUCAGUGGAUGACAACCAGGAAUUUUUGGCUCAUGGCCUCAGCAAUGUGAUUUCUUCAUUUUUCUUCUGCAUACCAAGUGCUGCUGCCAAGGGAAGGACCACUAGCCUAUACAGCACAGGAGCAAAGACACAGGUGGCUUGUCUCAUAUCUUGCGUUUUCGUCCUGACAGUCAUUUAUACAAUAGGACCUUUGCUUUACUGGCUGCCAAUGUGUGUUCUUGCAAGUAUUAUUGUCGUGGGACUGAAAGGAAUGCUCAUACAGUUUCGGGAUUUAAAAAAAUAUUGGAAUGUGGAUAAAAUCGAUUGGGGAAUAUGGGUCAGUACAUAUAUAUUUACAAUAUGUUUUGCUGCCAAUGUGGGGCUACUGUUUGGUGUUGUUUGUACCAUAGCUAUGGUGAUUGGUCGCUUCCCAAGAGCAAAGACACUGAAUAUAAAAAACAUGAAUGAAAUGGAAUUUAAAAUGAAAACAGAAAUGGAUGGUGAAACCCAGCAGCAGGUGAAAAUUAUCUCAAUAAAUAACCCACUGGUUUUUCUGAAUGCAAAGAAGUUUCAUGCUGAUCUAAUGAAUAUAAUCCAAAAAGAACGUGCCAGCAACCAGCCAUUUGAUGAUACCAACAAGUGUGAACAAAACUCAUUGCUCAAUUCUCUGUCCAAUGGCAAUUGCAUUGAAGAAGCAUCACAGCCCUGCCCAGAGAAGAGGGCGUGCUCCAUAGUCCUGGACUGCAGUGGUUUGGCCUUUUUUGACUCCUCUGGCGUCUCCGUGCUGGUUGAGGUUUACAGGGACUGUCAGAGCAGGAGUGUGGAUGUAUCAUUAGCCCAUUGCACAGCUUCCUUGGUAAAAGCCAUGCAGUACUUUGGAAACCUAGACUCAGAGAAACCAAUUUUUUUUAAAUCAGUAUCUGCUGCCAUAAGUGACAUCCAUUCGAAUAAAGUGAGACAAAAUCUGAGCAAACUCAGCGAGCAGAGUGAAGUCUGAAGCCCCGUGUGCUGCAGCACAGAUGUUGCUUCAGCAUCUGGCCUGCGGAGAACAUACGCCAGCGUUUUGCACAACCUGUUCCGUCAUUCAGAUCCUGCAGAGGACCUCUGCUGCGGUCCGUACAGUGUGACUUGUUAGCCACAGAGUCCCUGGUCGAGAUCUGCUAUCACUUUUUCCCUACUUUUUGUUAGUAAGCAGAUUCACUGAGUAGGUUAUUUUGUAGUUAUUUUAUAAAAUGGGUAUGCAUUUAGUUUUGGUAUACUGAAAGGUAAACAUGAAUGUAUUUCCUUUU